Molecule: messenger RNA, 414 nt
Organism: Symphalangus syndactylus (siamang)
Lineage: Eukaryota; Metazoa; Chordata; Mammalia; Primates; Hylobatidae
Product: small ribosomal subunit protein eS27-like
Biological process (GO): translation
Cellular component (GO): ribosome
Molecular function (GO): structural constituent of ribosome
Source: RefSeq, a predicted model, not a curated record
AUGCCCUGGGCUGCUGCAGAGACAAGUGGGGAGGCCUUUCCGGUGGUGACGACCUACCCACACGAGAACACGCCUCUCACAAAGGAUCUCCUUCAUGCCUCUCCAGAAGAGAAGAGGAAACACAAAAAGAAACGCCUGGUGCAGAGCCCCAAUUCCUACUUCAUGGAUGUGAAAUGCCCAGGAUGCUAUAAAAUCACCACGGUCUUUAGCCAUGCACAAACGGUAGUUUCAUGUGUUGGCUGCUCCACUGUCCUCUGCCAGCCUACAGGAGGAAAAGCAAGGCUUACAGAAGGAUGUUCCUUCAGGAGGAAGAGCACUAAAAGCACUCUGAAUCAAGAUGAGUGCGAAACCAUCUCAAAAAAGACAUUAUGGAUAAAAAAAAAAAAAAGUACAGGACAGGGUUGGAUGCGAUGA